Molecule: messenger RNA, 1375 nt
Organism: Theobroma umbraticum
Lineage: Eukaryota; Viridiplantae; Streptophyta; Magnoliopsida; Malvales; Malvaceae
Product: Peptidase C13 family
Biological process (GO): attachment of GPI anchor to protein; proteolysis
Cellular component (GO): GPI-anchor transamidase complex
Molecular function (GO): GPI-anchor transamidase activity
Source: RefSeq, a predicted model, not a curated record
AUGGCAACUUUCAUCAAUUCCAAGUCAAUUUUCGGGUUACUGGUAUUACCAUGUUUGCUUCUCUACAGUUCGAUUGCAAACAAUUCUUCUUCUGUCGAAGCCACUAUGCAUACUAACAACUGGGCUGUCUUAGUUUGCACCUCUCGAUUCUGGUUUAAUUAUCGACAUAUGGCCAACACCUUAUCAUUGUACAGGACAGUUAAGCGGCUAGGAAUACCUGAUGAGCGGAUAAUACUCAUGCUUGCAGAUGACAUGGCUUGCAACACUAGAAACAAGUACCCUGCUCAAGUUUUUAACAAUGAGAACCAUAGACUUAACCUCUAUGGAGAUAAUGUUGAGGUUGAUUACCGAGGUUAUGAAGUAACAGUGGAAAACUUUUUGCGUGUUUUAACUGGACGUCAUGAGACUUCUGUUCCAAGAUCAAAGCGUCUCUUGAGUGAUGAAGGAAGCCACAUUCUUCUAUACAUGACAGGGCAUGGAGGAGAUGAAUUUUUAAAGUUUCAAGACUCAGAGGAACUACAGAGUCAUGAUUUAGCUGAUGCUGUGAAACAGAUGAAAGAAAAGCUUAGAUUCAAGGAGUUGCUGAUAAUGGUGGACACUUGUCAAGCAGCCACUCUCUUCAAUCAGCUGCAAUCCCCUGGUGUUUUGGCUAUUGGAAGUAGCAUGAAAGGAGAGAACUCAUACUCACAUCACUUGGACUCUGAUGUUGGUGUAUCAGUUGUUGAUCGUUUCACGUAUUAUACCCUUGCUUUUUUUGAGAGGCUAAAUAUAUAUGACAAUGCCUCAUUGAGCAGUCUUUUUAGUUCUUACAAUCCAAGUAUGUUGAUGUCAACUGCAUAUUACCGGCAAGAUCUAUACCAACGGCGUCUGGAGGAGGUACCUGUCACAAACUUCUUUGGCUCAGUCAUGGAAACAAUACAUACUGAUGCUACCUACAAAGCCCUUUCAAAGAAAGAUUCUGGCAGGUUUGAAGCCCAAAUGCCUUUGGACCAGUCGGUUCACCACGACGAGAGAAGAACAUUGAUAAAUGUAAAUGAUCAGGAUGAAAUUCACAACACAAAGGCAGAGGGUCAACAGGGUGCCUCAAAAUGUCCGUUCACUACUUUCUAUGACAAGUUGCAAAAGGGUGAAAACGUUGAUUCCUUAGUGAACUACGGCUUGGUAGCCAUGCUUCCUUUCUUGGUAGUUUCCUCGUGGCUGUUUCAAUGAUCUCUCUCUUUAGACAUUUCUAACAAAGGAUGUUUCUCUAAACUAUAUUUGCUCAUUUUUUGUCAUAGUAUAAGAUAUAACUAAUUUUGAUUCCUUUUCUCUGACACAUUAUUAAUUUGUUUGAUUCUAAAGUGAAAUAACAAAAUUUGGAAAUUAAUUAUUUGAA